UUAAAGCUUAUGGACCUCAAUCGUAUCAUCAAACUCCUUCAAGAGACUGAUGAGGUUGAUUUAGAAGAAAAACAACUUAAAUCUGUCAAGAAACUGGUCCAGUGUUACCAGAAUGGACUUCCUCUCAGGGAUUUAGCACAAAUAUUUAAAAUUCUGAAUCUGUGUACAGGAAAAAUUGAAAACCAGCCUCAUUUUGUCGAAUGUGCCUGUGAUAUCCUGAAAUUGUGUGGCUUGCCAUUUUUGAAAAAGAAAGUAUCGGAUGAGAUAACAUAUGCCGAAGACACUGCUAAUUCAAUCGCACUUCUGGGUGACUUAAUGAAAAUACAAAAUUCUGACUUAAGGAUACAAAUCUGUAAGUGUAUUGUUGAUUUUUAUCACGCGGAACCACCAAAGAAACAUAUUACAGGUUACCAGCAAGCUAGUUCAUCAUACAAGAUUCAAAUGGCUGAAGUUGGAGGCUUGGCAAAAACAAUGGUCCAGUCAUUGGCCUUUCUUGAAAAUCAACUUGUUGAGAAACUCUGGGUACUUAAGGUUCUACAACAUCUCUCAACUUCUGAAGCUAAUUGCACUUUUAUGAUGAAAGCACAAGCAGCUAGUGGAAUCUGUAUUCACCUUAAUGACCCUGAUCCCUCUGGACAACUUCUGUUUCGUUCAUCAGAAAUACUUUGGAACUUGUUGGAAAAAUCCUCCAAAGAAGAAAUUAUCCAACAGCUUAGCAAUUUGGAAUGUUUGCUGGCUUUGAAGGAAGUAUUUAAAAAUCUGUUUAUGAGAGGUUUUAGUCAUUACGAUCGUCAACUUAGAAAUGAUAUAUUAGUGAUCACUACAAUUAUAGCUCAAAACCCUGGAGCACCAAUGAUUGAAAGUGGUUUUACCCAAGAUUUAAUACUUUUUGCAACCUUUAAUGAAGUUAAAAGUCAAAAUCCUUUGGUGAAAAGUCUUAAGCUUUCUAAUUCCUAUGAGGAUUUUGAGUUGAAGAAAUUGCUAUUCAACAUAAUUGUGAUCUUAAGUAAAGAUUUAGCUACUACACAGCUAUUGGUUCAGGGCAAGGUGAUUUGGGCUUUAUUCACGUAUGUUAAAAAACCUGAGAAACACAAGAUUGUUGACUGGUCUGCAGCACAACAUGAAGAAUUACAACUACAUGCAAUUGCCACUUUGUCAUCAGUGGCCCCUUUACUGGUAGAAGAGUAUAUGCUGUGUCAGGGAAAUGCACGAGUCCUUGCAUUUCUAGAAUGGUGUCAGAAUGAAGAUCCCUUCUUGAGUCAGGGGAAUAGUUUCCAUGGGAUGGGUGGUCGUGACAACAAGUUUGCCCAGAUGCGCUACAGUUUAAGACUGCUGAGAGCCAUGGUCUACCUUGAAGAGGAGACUGUAAACAAGGACCUCUGUGAAAAGGGUACAAUUCAACAGCUGAUAGAAAUCUUCAAAAACACAAUAAACAAGCCUAAUGAAAAGGAAGAGGCCAUUGUUUUGGAAAUUCAGUCUGAUCUAUUACUUAUCUUAUCUGGCCUUUGUGAACAUCAAAAUCAUCGGAAAGACAUUUUCGGAACUGAAGGAGUAGAUAUAAUUCUUCAUGUAAUGAAAACAGACCCGAAGAAAUUACAGAGUGGAUUAGGCUAUAAUGUACUACUAUUCAGUACACUGGACAGCAUUUGGUGCUGCAUUUUGGGAUGCCAUCCUUCCGAGGAUUACUUUCUUGAAAAAGACGGCAUUUUUCUCCUUUUGGAUUUAUUGGCAUUGAACCACAAAAAAUUCUGUAAUCUAAUACUUGGAAUAAUGGUUGAAUUUUGUGAUAAUCCAAAAACUACGGCUCAUGUCAAUGCUUGGCGGGGGAAGAAGGACCAGACAGCUGCUAGUCUUUUAAUUAAAUUGUGGCGAAAAGAAGAAAAAGAACUAGGAGUAAAACGGGAUAAAAAUGGGAAGAUAAUUGAUACAAAGAAACCUCUGUUUACUAGUUUUCAAGAAGAACAGAAAGUCGUGCCGCUGCCUGCCAACUGCCCAACUGUGGCAGUAAUGGAUGUUGCCGAGAAUAUCAGAGCAAAAAUUUAUGCUGUGCUGGGCAAACUGGAUUUUGAAAAUUUGCCUGGCCUAUCUGCUGAAGAUUUUGUCACACUUUGUAUCAUACAUAGAUAUCUUGAUUUUAAAAUUGGAGAAAUAUGGAAUGAAAUAUAUGAAGAAAUAAAAUUAGAAAAACUAAGACCAGUCACUGCAGAUGCAAAAAUUUUGGAAGCGAUUACAACAGCAUCAGAAAAUAUUGGAAAGAUGGUUGUUACUCUGCAGAGUGAGAUGAUUGAAAGCCAAGCACGCCAAGAUGUACAAAAUGAACAAAAAGUCUACACAAAAAUACAAGCCACACACAAGCAAAGAGAAUUGGCUAAUAAGUCAUGGGAAAAUUUCUUGGCCAGAACAUCAAAUGCUAAAAAUUUAAAGAAAGCAAAAAGGCUUCAGGAAAAGGCUAUAGAAUCCUCUAGACCCAAUGAGCGAUCACAAAAUGUAAUAUUUCAUCGGACAGAUAUUAAAGGCCUUAAUGCAACGGUUGCCUCUGGUCGGGUAGUAACAGUCGAAAGCACACCUGCCCGAGUAAUAGGAGGGCCUCUGGCUGACACGGAUAUUGCUCUUAAAAAACUUCCUAUUCGAGGAGGAGCCUUCCAGAGGGUGAAAACAGUUAAAACCGUGGAUGAGCCAAAGAAGAGUAAACUGACAUAAAAUGGCCUACAGACUUUUUGAAAUAAAUCCUGCUUAUACUUUUAUAGUUAAAUAUAUCUUUAUAUACAAAUGUAAAUCAGAUAUUUAAGAAUA
Molecule: messenger RNA, 2793 nt
Organism: Chrysochloris asiatica (Cape golden mole)
Lineage: Eukaryota; Metazoa; Chordata; Mammalia; Afrosoricida; Chrysochloridae
Gene: CFAP69
Product: chromosome unknown open reading frame, human C7orf63
Exons: 22
Coding region: 10-2700 (896 amino acids)
Biological process (GO): olfactory behavior; positive regulation of flagellated sperm motility; response to odorant
Cellular component (GO): non-motile cilium; sperm midpiece
Source: RefSeq, a predicted model, not a curated record